AGCGCGCGCGUACGCCGGCCUGCGGCGGCGUCUCGUUCAAACGGCCCAAUCAGCGGGCGCGGCGGCGCUCCCACUCCCCAUGCUCAGCUUCUCCGUUCUUUGGGGACCCUUCCCCGGGCCCCGCAUGUUCCACUGACCGAACGACCCCGCGCCCCCUCCUCAACUUCUCCCGCCGCAGCCCAAGGACUACGGGAAAAGGAUAAGCGCGUCGGACGCCGCGGGACGUGCGCGCUGACGUCACGAGCCGGGCCGCGGCGCUUCAGGGUCGCGGGGGGCGGGGCCUGCAGAGCGCUAUAAAAGGGGCCCGGUGCGCGCGCGUCUGGCUCAGUGCGGCCGGGCACCGGGGCAAGGAGGGCUUCGGUACCUGCGGGCCGGCGGUGGACAGCGAAGUGGGGCCACUCGGGCCACGCCAGGGCCGCAGCGGCCGCAGCCGGCGGUCCAAGGAGCGCAGGAACGGGGCCGGGGGACCCGCCCCCGGCCGACCGCCGUCAUGAACUCCAACGUGGAGAACUUGCCGCCGCACAUUAUCCGCCUGGUAUACAAGGAGGUGGCCACGCUGACCGCCGACCCUCCCGAUGGCAUCAAAGUCUUCCCCAACGAGGAGGACCUCACCGAUCUACAAGUCACCAUCGAGGGGCCUGAGGGCACCCCCUAUGCCGGAGGCCUGUUCCGCAUGAAGCUUCUGCUGGGGAAGGACUUUCCCGCCUCUCCGCCCAAGGGCUUCUUCCUGACCAAGAUCUUCCAUCCCAAUGUGGGUGCCAAUGGGGAGAUCUGCGUCAACGUGCUCAAGCGGGACUGGACGGCCAAGCUGGGCAUCCGGCACGUGCUGCUGACCAUCAAGUGCCUGCUGAUCCACCCAAACCCUGAGUCGGCCCUCAAUGAGGAGGCGGGCCGGUUGCUGCUGGAGAACUACGAGGAGUACGCAGCGCGGGCCCGCCUGCUCACAGAGAUCCAUGGCGGUGGCCCAAGUACAGCCGCGGCGCCCUCGGGGGACCCAGCCACCGCUGCAGGCCUGGGGGGUGCUGAGGGGCCCAUGGCGAAGAAGCACGCAGGUGAGCGGGACAAGAAGCUGGUGGCCAAGAAAAAGAUGGACAAAGACAAGAAGCGGGCGCUGCGGCGGCUGUAGGGAUCCCCUUUCCUGACCCGACCGCCCCCAACUCUCUCUCUUAAGUUAUUUAAGUUAUGACGGGGAUGGGGAGGGCUGGGCACUGGGACCUGGAUUUGUUUUUCUAAAUAAAGUUGGAAAAGCAGCUGCUGGGCCUUGCUGAUCCCAGAACGGUGCCCCACAUCCACACCUUGGCCUCCAGGGUCAGUCCCUGUGUGAUCUCACUACACUGGGCUGGUGCUCUUCCGUUGUACUUAUCCCUGAAUGAGGCCGCUCCCAUAGCCCAGGGCUGGCUCCCCUCUCCCUCAGCCUUCCUUUAGGCCUGGCCAGUACUGGGGCACCAUAGACCCUCACUGGCGUCUUCCACCUCCACCUACAUGCGCUAAUAAGCAGGUGUGGCCCUUGUCCCUCUUGGACUGGGGUAGUCAGGUAGGCCAAUUUUGUCUUGCCAGUUAAAAGGUUUGGGUGAUGCCUUGGACGCAGCUGACACAGGUUUGAUCCCCAGCAUCCCAUAUGGUCCCCAGAGCACCACCUGGAGGAAUUCCUGAUUGCAGAGCUAGUAGUAACCCCUGUGCAUUGCUGGGUGUGACCCAAAAAGCAAAAAGAAAACAUGGUUUGGUGGGCUGGAUUGAUAGAUCAUACAGCAAGGUAGGGUGUUUGCCUUGCAUGCGGCCAACCCAGGUUCAAUUCCCAUUAUCCUAUAUGGUUCCCCAAGCAUCGCCAGGAGUAAUCUCUGCAUCGCCAGGUGCCCAGAAAGCAAAAAGAAAAGUUUUGGGUGAGGGGUGCCUGGGCAUGACCAAAGGGUAAGUGGCUGGACCAUGUAUGGGCAGCCAGAGACCCAGUAGCACUGAGCAUGCAUGCCCCACGGCACACCUAAGGUAAUUCCUGUUUCUCAGUCCCUGCCCUGUCUGCCCCUCCUGAGGGGUGCUGGGUAUUCUGUGGUCGUAGGCUGGGCUUCACAUGACUGUAUGUACAACUAAGCCUGGUAUCCAAGCCCUAAAUUAAAGUCUCCAGCUUUCCUAUUUUU
Messenger RNA from Sorex araneus (European shrew), 2132 nucleotides. It is a transcript of the gene UBE2S, whose product is annotated as ubiquitin conjugating enzyme E2 S. NCBI's taxonomy places the organism in Eukaryota, Metazoa, Chordata, Mammalia, Eulipotyphla, Soricidae. The transcript has 4 exons. The record is from RefSeq and is a predicted model, not a curated record. Bases 491 to 1126 code for a protein of 211 amino acids.